Hyla sarda is the source of this 329-nucleotide messenger RNA. RefSeq names its product acyl-CoA binding domain containing 7 (gene ACBD7). Gene Ontology annotation, biological process: fatty acid metabolic process. Gene Ontology annotation, molecular function: fatty-acyl-CoA binding. The record is from RefSeq and is a predicted model, not a curated record. NCBI's taxonomy places the organism in Eukaryota, Metazoa, Chordata, Amphibia, Anura, Hylidae.
AUGCAGGCAGACUUUGACAAGGCAGCGAAGGAUGUAAAGGAAUUAAAGACGACGACUGAUGACGAACUGAAGGAGCUCUAUGGCCUCUAUAAGCAGUCUACUGUGGGAGACAUCAAUAUAGAGUGUCCUGGAAUGCUGGAUCUAAAGGGAAAGGCCAAAUGGGCAUGGAAUACAAAGAAAGGUAGGUAGGUUUAUUCGAUAGGAACUAAGGACGAAAGGACAAAGCGGUGUCUACUGAAGAGCUUCUCUUUACUACAGGCACUUGCUGGUUCUGGCCCACGCAUAAAGCUGGAAAGAUCUUAUAUGGACCAAGUUAAAGGGGUACUCCA